AUGAGGAUCACCACAUUGCGGCAGGUGGUAGUGAGUCCACUUGUGUUUGCAUUGCUUGGCGGCUUGGGCACGACCUUGGCGGCGCAGGACGAGAAGAUCCCCAACGGCCCAUCUGGAGCCCGUGCGCCCCAGGAGACCGUGGUUGAGAUUCGCCAUGUCGACCUCACGCUCGAGCAGUCAUUUCAAGUCGCCGAGGCAUCUCGCCACGACAUUGAAAAGGAGAGGCUGUUGUCGAUAAUGGCCAGGGAUCACGGGACAUGGUCGCCAAAUCAUCCGCGUUAUCGCCUUCUUGACGCGCUUCACGGCUUCUCUAAGUAUUACGAACGGCAGCGGGCCGACGUUGAUCGGCUGCGAGGCCUGUACAAGUAUGCGUCCAAAUCUCAGAAACAGUUUCUAGAAAAACAUCUCGCCUACUCUUCCAAAUUUAAAACGGUUGAGCAAAAGCUGGCCACGAAUCAGCAUGUCUGCGACGACAUUGUCCACGCUGCCAUGGAAUUCUACAACGUUGGGACGAGCGAGCUCAAACGUCACAUGGCGGACAGAGAGGCUGAGGGCAAGCACGCAGACAAGAUCUCAGUUUCCCAGUCGUUGAAACACAUUGUUCGCGAUUGGGCGAGCGAAGGGUUGAACGAGAGAAACGCAACGUUUGCCUGUCUUGCCGGUACGCUGCGCCGACUGUUUCCCGAUCGGAACCUCUUGAAAGAGGAUGUGCGCAUAUUGCUGCCGGGGGCCGGUCUGGGCAGACUAGGCCACGACAUUAGCCAGCUUGGUGGAUUCGAAGUCACUGUCAAUGAGUGGUCCAUGUAUAUGAAUGCCGUGUAUAGAUUCAUCGAGGCCCAAAACACGCCCCUGUCGCAGUCCGUUCAUCCCUUUGUCGAUGGUUGGUCGCAUCAUGUAUCCGACGACAACAUGAAUCGUGCCGUCCCCUUCCCAGACGUGCCCAUCGACUCAUCUAGAGUUCUCAUGGUGGAAGGAGACUUUACCACCGAGUUCAAAAAUCAGUCGGCGUACUACGACGUAGUAUUGACAUACUUCUUCAUUGACACGGCCAGAAAUCUCAUGUCGUACUUUGACACAAUCAGCCAUGUCCUCAAGAAGGGCGGCAUCUGGAUCAAUCUGGGACCAUUGCUAUACGGCACCAGUCCUUUUGUCCAACUCAGUCUGGAGGAUAUAAUUGCCAUUGCCAAGGAGAUGGGCUUUCAGUUUCUAGAAACGGAUGACUUUUGCGGAGAGCCCACGUUUUCAGAGCCUACAGUGAGGAGUAUGGAGGCCGUGUAUAGUUUUGACCACAUGGCCUUGACGAAGAAUGCAUACAAUGCACAGUUUUGGGCAGCCAGCAAAUUAUAG
Molecule: messenger RNA, 1347 nt
Organism: Metarhizium brunneum ARSEF 3297
Lineage: Eukaryota; Fungi; Ascomycota; Sordariomycetes; Hypocreales; Clavicipitaceae
Gene: CARME
Product: Carnosine N-methyltransferase
Molecular function (GO): S-adenosylmethionine-dependent methyltransferase activity
Source: RefSeq, a predicted model, not a curated record